Molecule: messenger RNA, 702 nt
Organism: Cutaneotrichosporon oleaginosum
Lineage: Eukaryota; Fungi; Basidiomycota; Tremellomycetes; Trichosporonales; Trichosporonaceae
Source: RefSeq, a predicted model, not a curated record
UGUUGUGACUGAAGAACUGGAUGACGGCGCAGGACAAGACACAAAUGAGCUCUGAGCUCCAUGCGUCGUCAUGCGUCCGACAAGAUUCGCGAGCAGUCCGGGUGCAAGAGUCUCGGCCUUGACGGCAUCUCGCUUCGCUUGGAGGAAAUUCCGGAAGCCGCACAAUCGCCCAAAUGGAAUCUCCCUUGAAUUGGAAGUGGGGCAGGCAGGUGAGAGCGCAGCGAGGAAAUCUCGGAAAAAAGUCACAGAAUGCACGGAUCUAUUCGUGUCAGCCAGCCAUCCAGGGUUAUGUUAUGAUGUCAUUUGCUCCCCGGCAACCCCCCUUUCCAACCCAAACCAUCACAGGCCCCACUCCGACUCCGACAAGGUCUGCCAGUGAUCGAGCAUUCCCAACCUAUCAAGUUAUCUACCAAUUCAAAACGGCAAGAUCUCGUGCUUUCAAUGAAUGUUACCCUCACCCUGGCAAGUUUAUCUCCGUUCUCUCAUUCCUCCCCCCUCCCCCGGAUCCUCGGCUCGGCGAUCACAUGUUGAUAGAUCGCGACACGCCGGUGUGCGCCGAAAGGACGCCUACUGGGAGAUCUCAUGAACAAACAUGACAUGAAUGCAAAAAAUGUGCAGGUCCGCAACAUGCACAGCAACUUACAGCAACGAGCAAAAUACGAGACUCUCCACAGGGCGAAUAAGAACACAGUCAAGUUCCGA